Messenger RNA from Onthophagus taurus, 8526 nucleotides. RefSeq names its product PHD finger protein rhinoceros (gene rno). Lineage: Eukaryota; Metazoa; Arthropoda; Insecta; Coleoptera; Scarabaeidae. The record is from RefSeq and is a predicted model, not a curated record. Gene Ontology annotation, biological process: regulation of transcription by RNA polymerase II.
ACAUUGACCAGUUUUGUGCGAAAAACGGAUUUUUAUUUUAGUGUUUCGAUUUCUUAUGCGUUUACCGAAUUUUAAAAACGAAAUACGGAUAACGCAAAAUAAAAACUUGAAAAAUAAGAAUGUAGUAGCUGCUUUGGCGGUGAGUGAAACUCGUUCGGACCGCUAGGAAUGCGUAAUGAGGACAUAUUGGUUAUGAUAAAUAAAGACGACAAUAGUAGAGUUUUUGGACGGUUCGUCGUUAGGAUGCGCACGUUUAAAAGAUUUUCGUUGCUUUACGGCAACGUGAACGUACCGUGCAUCGCGUACAAACGAAAAAAUACAAAUUACUGGAUACGUUGAUAAUUUAUCGCCGUAUCGAGACGAUUUCUGAGAGAGAUAGACGCUUAAUAAUUCAGCUACUUGUGCUGCUGCUGCUGCUGUGUGUCUGCCGACGGUGGCGCCACCUAUACUGUCAAUGUUGUUAGGCUUACCAAAUGGAGUCUAAUGAAGUCGAUUUAUUGAAAAAACUCUGAAACCCGUACUAAAGCGGCCAAAAUUCGACGAAAAUGACAUAAAUCCCAGUCGAGUUUAUGUUAGGGCUACAAGGAAACUAUGUAGUUGUGCAGCGUAAGCUCAUUACCUGCACUAUAUUUGUGCGAUGUCACAGAGAGUAAAGCGGCCUAAUCGUUGUGACGAUGGCUCGGUUCCUGCUAAAAGGCGUAAGCGGCCGGCGCCGGAAGAAGAAGAGACGGCCUCCGUGGCUUCAUGGCAGCCUCGGCCCCUCAACGACCUCAAGGGCAUCUACAAUCGCACCACCACCGAAGCUCCCGCCGAGCUUUUUCGAAAGGACCUUAUUAGUGCCAUGAAACUGCCCGAUUCUGAACCGCUCGCUGCUCACGAAUAUUGGGUGAUUUGCGAUCAGUGGAAGCAGGAAUGGGAGAGGGGCGUUCAGGUGCCUGUCAAUCCGGAUUCGCUGCCGGAACCAUCCGUAACUGUCACUCACUGCGCCAACAGUUACAAGUCGCCGCAUGAAUUUAAAUUGCCGAAGAACAAAUACGUAAGAAUAACGAACGAUGACAGAUACAAAUCGGAAGAUCACGUGUUGUCGAAGGUGCCAAAACAGGCGGAGGCAGCGUGUUCGUAUGACCUGGACGAAUGCGACGUGACGUGGUUAAAAUUGAUAAACGAUGAACGAUCCUGCAUGGGACUCCCUGUAAUCACAGAAGAUCAAUUGGAACGCGUGCUUGAGCAGUUGGAGGUGAGGUGCUGGGACAAGAUCCAGUCAAUCUUAAAAAAUGAAGAGGGCUUAGGUAUAGAGUACGACGAAAACGUAGUGUGCGACGUAUGUCGAUCUCCAGACUCGGAGGACGGCAAUGAGAUGGUAUUCUGUGAUAGUUGUAACAUCUGUGUACAUCAAGCCUGCUACGGUAUUAUGAGCAUUCCGGAAGGACAAUGGUUGUGCGGUCCGUGCGCCGAAAAAGCGGUGAAACCGUGUUGCGUGCUGUGUCCAAAUCCGGGCGGGGCGAUGAAAUCAACGCGAUCGGGAAAACAUUACGCUCAUGUCUCGUGCUCUCUAUGGAUCCCCGAAGUUAGUAUUGGGUGCGUGGAAAGAAUGGAACCAAUAACUAAAAUUUCGAGUAUACCACAAACUCGUUGGGCCCUCGUUUGCGUGCUUUGUCGAGAACGUGUGGGAGCUUGCAUUCAAUGUUCGGUGCGGUCGUGUAAAACUGCGUAUCACGUGACGUGUGCAUUCAAACACGGACUUGAGAUGCGGGCGAUCAUCGAGGACGAUUAUACGGCCGAAGGUGUCCGGUUGCGUUCCUAUUGUGAAAAACAUAGUAAAUUGCGAAAAAGAAAAAAGAUUAGCAUGUAUUCGGGAUCCGAAGAUGACGAUAAAUUGAAAAAACGAAAAGAUACGGAGGAGAAUAAUCAGGGUCGAGCAACAAGGUUACAAGAGAUUGAAGCCGAGUUUUAUGUGCAUGUUACAGUUAAAGAUGUCGUAGUUGGAAUCGAUGUUGAUAUGGAAGCGUUGAAUGCAAUAUACAAUUACUGGAGGUUGAAACGAAAAGCGGGCAAUAAUAAACCUCUUCUUCCUCCGAAAUCGGAUGAUGUUGACAUGCUCUCUCACAAACAAGAACAAGCGGAUAUAGAAAAAAUGAAAAUGUUUGUACAGUUGAGGCAGGAUCUCGAACGUGUUCGUAAUCUGUGCUACAUGGUGAGCAGAAGAGAAAAGUUAUCGCGGACAUUCUUUCGUAUGCGCGAACAGACCUUUCAUAAACAAGUGGCGGUGCUUAGUUCGGGCGGAAAUACGUUAUCGUCCACGGUUGUACAAGCUGUCAUGGAGGCAAAUCACGGUCCGUCGAUAUACGAUCGCCUAUAUUCUCAUACUGCAGCUGAAGAUCAUACUGUAGACUUUGAUAGUAUUUUAGCGAAAAUUGCCGGCCUCAAGGCGUCCGGCGAUGAGAAAAGAUCUGAUUUCAAUGGUGUUUUCAAAGAAAAUAAUCCGUACAAAAAGAUAUACGUUAACGGAUCUAAAAAACGUAGUAGUUUAUAUGGUAGCAGUAUGUCUAGUAGUAGCAGUAGUGACGAGCGUCCUAAAGAUGACAAAGAAAAUCGAGUACACAGUAGUUCUGACGAUGGAGUUAAGUCGGUCAACAAACGAGGUCCAAAGACCACAGAAAGACGUCAGAAAAGACUAAGUAGGAUAUCGAAACCUAAAAUCGAGACAAGCAGUGACGAAGAUGUCAAACCAAACGACAAGUGGAAAUCGAUACCGAAAUCUAGACUAGUUCAAAUUGAAAACGAGCUGGGUGUUUCGGGCAGCGAUAGCGACGAACUUAUGCCGUUACCUGUAAAUAAACACAAAGAAUCGACGAACGCAAUGGCUUUAAUAUACUCAGACAGCGAUAGUUCCGACGCUUCAACGCGUAACGACGCGGCAAGUGAUUCUCAACAAAGCAAAAUGCGCACAAAAGCCGCGAUGAAAGAUUUCACUCAUAAACCAACAACGUCCAAGUCACCCAAUAAAAGUAGUCCUGAAAAUAAAAAGCGAACAAAAGAAGAAGGCAAAAAGGAACCUGUUAUUAAAAAGAAGGAUUACGUCCCUUCAGAUCUCAUCGUUCCUCAGAGACAAGCUGCUAAGAAAGCUUCUGAAAACCUCAAAACAUCUACUAACAGAGUAAAAGAGCAAAUUCAAAACGAUCAAGAAACUACAGAAAGAAAACCAAUCGAUGUUGGAGAUAAAGAGAAAAGCAAUAAACCCCCAAGACCGAAGGGCAGGCCACCAAUAAAAGACAAGGAGAUUAUUAAAGAAAAAGAAAAGACUGAGUCCAAAAAGGAAGUUGUUAAAAGUGAUAUAUUUGAUAUAGAUAAGGAAGUGGAGAAAGGUGAUAAUCAAGAAAUUUUAGCAUAUGUUCCUCAGAGGCAAGCAGCCAAAAAGGCAACUGAAAGUAUGAAAGGUCUUGGCACGAAGGUUGAAAACGAUAAUAAAAUAGCCGACGUAACCAAAAAUAAGAGAGAUAAUGAAAUUAAGAAAAAAGAGGAAGAGAAACCCACUAAAGUGUCCGAGUCUGAACGAAAAUCUUCCUCAAACAGUAGCACGUCUUCCAGUUCAAGCUCUUCCUCUGAUUCGUCAUCAACGUCUAGUUCGGACAGCGAAGAUUACGAUGAUAAACCGCAAUCGGAGAGUCAAGUCUCGGCGGCAGCUCGAGAUCAGACUAAGCGGUCUAGUAACAAGGACUGGCCCUUUCUUGACAAGGCACCCAAAUCCCCUGUUACUAGUAGCUCCUCGGACUCGAGUGAUUCCAGUCGACCAUCCACACCUACUCCACCUAAAGUACCCAAAGCCGCACCAGCACAACCAGCUAGAAAAAGCAUUGACAACAAAAAAUCGACAUCAACAUUAUCCUCAACUUCGACAACACUUGAAAGAGAGGAAUCGAGUAGAGGUAGAGGUACUGGACGAAGAGGUAGAGGUCGCCCUAGAAUCAGCAACUCCAAACCCCCACCAUCAAAUAGUGAUCGGAUCGGAGAUGUUAAUGUCCGGCCUCGAGCUGUCGUUGAAACCCAACGUCGCCCUGUUGACAGAAAGGAGUCUAAGAGCAGAAAGGGAAAAUCAAAUGAAGAACAAUUGGCCGAAAAGGAAACAGAUACAAGAAAGUCCAGUGGCGUAUCAUCUCCGGUCAGGAAAACGGAGAAGAAGUUAAAUGAGAAAAAUGUAUCGCCAACAAGGAAUUUAGAAAAAGAAAUCAUUGAAAGGCGUGGGUCUUCAACCUCUCAAUCUACACUAGAUCGAUUAUUUGGACCCGAUCGAGGUGAAAGUCGAGGCGAAAAACCAAAUAAAAUAGAAAAGAAGGAAAGAUUAAGUAAAUCACCCCAGAAAGCAAAAUCACCAGAAAAGCCUGCCCGUUCUCCCAACUUAUCAGAUAAAUUAACUAAAUCACCUAGCAAAAAUAAAGAAAAUGAAAUUAUUAAAUCUCCGGAUAAGAAACGAUUAAAAGAAGAUAAACAUCAACCACCAUUCGAAAGGUUAUCAAGUUCUCCCUCAAAAGAGAACAAAGAGCCCAAAGAAAAAGAUAUUUUAAAAUCACCAACUAAAACGAAAAUUAAAAAUGAUGUUGAAGUCAAACAAGAUAUUAUCAUUAUAGACGAAAAGAAAGAAGAAUUAGAGUUUGACAAUCACGAAAAUAAAAAUUCUCACAAGAACGAGACGGAAGAUAUAAUCGAAGAAGGAAGUAGAUCUAUUUUUUCACCUCAACCUCGGCAUGACAAAGAAAACGAUUUGUUUGAUGAUUUCGAUAAUAUUUUAAACGCAAACUUGUAUGGUAUCGGAAAAGAUGAAAUUUUAAAACCUUCCAUUAUUCCUCCUAACAACAUCCCAUCGUUUAAAGAAGACACGAAAGAAGAUAGCGCCAGAGAAACUUUAAAUUUGGUCGAAAAACUACGUAUGGGUUUAUCAAAAAAGUCAACUGGAUACGAUUUUGAUGAUACGGCCAGCGUAACAUCCGGUAGAAACGAUAUCGACCGAAACGAAUUCGCAGAACAUACCGUGUCUACAUCUACUCAAGAUACGUUACAAAAAGAUGAUAACAUAAUAGAGACCAAUUCAAGAGUAUCUCUUGAUAUGAAAUUUGAAAUGCAUGUUCAGGACUUUAAGGAGAUCGAAGAAGCGAAGGAAUUGAGGUAUACUGCUUCUGUAGAGGUGAACGUACAUGCAAAUGAUAUUUUAAAUCAACACAGCCAACAUUCACAUCAUACUGUAACUGCGGAAGCUGAUGAACGAUGGGUGCCUCCUAGCGAGCCGUAUCCAAACUUGCAAGGGUUAGAUUUGAAUCGUGCUCAACACACCAAUGCACAACCUGAAGCGAUUGCGUAUAUGUCCAAUUUUGAUACUCAUACUAUUAAUACCCAAUCUACUCAUAUCGAUAAUAAUAUUCCUCAAGUAGAAAAUUCGAUUUUGCCACCACAAGUCGAAACUAAUAAAAUACCUUCACCAAACGUGACUCAAACACCAUUUAUUGAUACUGCAUCUAUGGAUUACAUGCCCAGUCCGUCCCCUUACGUGCACCCGCAAGCUAAAUGGGCAGAUAGACACGUUAUGCCGAGUAGAAGAUCAUCAUCAAGCUCUGCAGCAUCAACAAUUAGUUCACCACAACGAAAACCAGAAGAAGAAGAUAUAAUAAAACGACAAGAAAAGAUGUUGGUUAAUUCAAUGGAAUUUCCCUUUCAUGGAAUGCAUAUCGGUCAUAAUUUACUCGAUAACUUCGCCCCCACCUUUCCUGAUCCACAAUCGUGUGGCAUCGGACCAGUUAGUUUAUUUCCUCCUCCUAAUUUAAGUAAUCAAUUACCUUUUCCUUCCCCAGGUGCAGGUAUGUUUCCUCCUCCUCCCUUCGGCGCCCCAUUUCCUGCUAUGCAUACAAUGAUGAAUGCCGGAUUGAAACCUGUAGAAGACCAACAGAAUUUCCCGUCUCCUUGUACAGCUGCAUUUACUUCAUCACAACAUAACAUGGCUUUGACUGCCGCAAUGGUUAAUCCACCAACGCAAACCACCCAAGCGGCUACGCAAAAAGAUUCUAGUCACGACACCAGUUUACCACAGCCAGCUUUACCACCGAUUCAAGAACAAGUAAUUUCUAUACCGCAACCGCCAUCUCAACAGAUACCGGAAGAGGUCAUACCAAUUAAUCACGAAGAAGUGCCGCCUUCACCUGCAUUAAGUAAUUCUACUCCAACAUCAAAUCAUAUUCAACCGUCACCGAAUCCAUCUUUGAAAUCGAAUAGCUCCGCAGGUAAAAAAUCACCUUCUAAACCAACAAGAACAUCGGCUCGAUUUCAAUCUCAACAAGGUAAAUCGCCGAGUAAAAGUCCCGGUAAAAGUCCGCGACAAGAAGCGCCUAAAAUUUCUGCUCGUGUUAGAAAUGAAAAUAAACGAGGAGUUAAAGUAUCUACAGGAAGAGGAAGUCAGGUUCAAUCUCGAGGUCGUGGUAGAGGUAGAGGAAGGGGACGAGGUUCUUAUGCUCAUCAUAACGAUUACGACCUAAACACCAUACAUAAUAAAUUAGUUGGAACAGUUUACGAUCUCGAUUUCGACGAUGAUAUGACGAGUGAGAGUAUGAGUGAUUUGAGAGCGAUGAGAGAGAGGCGGAAAUCGUUGGAUGUGCACGAACGCGGUAAAACUGACGUUUCUAGAGAUUCUUCUAUGUCACCUAAAUUCACAAGUCCUUCUUCUCAGUCUCAUAAGCGAUUUAAUGCCGAUUUAAGUGAAUUGAGACCUCCCACACCAAUCGACCAACCAAAAUCAGACGCCAACGUGCUACCAAGUCAAGAGAUAACGCAAACAUUCCCUGAUAUCGUACCGCCAGUAUUACCGGGACCUGUAGAUAUGCGGACAUAUAGUGGUUUCGAUUCACAAACAUACAGCGAAUCAAAUUUAUUGGGUGCUUUUAGUGCACCGGGGGCACCACCCCAACAAGUUCAUGAUGAGAUGGAUGAGGACUUUGAGAAAGAAUUACAAACAGCUCUCAGUAAGAAAACAGAAGAACCACCGCAACCGGAAGUAUCAAAUAUCAAAGUUUCGCUCUCCGACUCUAGAAAUCAAUUAAAAGUUAAAAUUAAAGGUCCAAUUGCUAAUUACACGUCCAGUGUGCAGCCUUUACCUCCAGCUGUUCAUCCAUUAUCAAAUUCUUCUUCAAACUCCAUUCCCAGCGUUGCGAAUUCAGUAACAACGAAUCCAAGCGCAACAAAUUGGCGCAUGAGAAAGAAAGAAUUACUGUGGAGGUAUUGUAUGCAAGAUAUGAAUAUGGACGAUCCUUCGGCCACUACAUCAACCACCCCAGCAGCCCCCGCGCUCAAUCGUACAAUCAUAACCAUUCCUAAAGCCGUUGCCUCGAUGACUUCCAUACCAACUAAGGAAGAUUAUCGCGAUUAUCGAACGAAUGACGAUCUUACGGAAACGAAACAUCGCAAAGAAAACAAAGCCAGAUCGCAAUUAUCGCGAGAAUUAAGACAAUUAGAUAUAUUAGGGGAUGACGAGUCUUUAGAACGAAGAAGAAGUGCCUCUUCCGGGUCGAUGGAGAGACGCAGGGGAAGACCACCAAGAACCGUGGCCGUCACUCAAAAAGUGGACAAAUUAAAAAUUCGUAUUAGCGGCAAUAGUAUAAUAGAAGGUCCGAAAGGUGACGAGAAUAAAAAAGACGCGAUUCGACCACCGAAGAAACGGUUGCCAACGGUGGCUAAACCAAGCGUUGAAGAUCUAAAACGCGAGAGCAUGAAAUUUAGAAAACAGGUGAUGGCCGAUUUCGGGGAAGUUCGAAAACGAAAGAAAGAGAAAGAUAAAAGCGGUAGGAAAAAGAAACGGCGAAAACAUGAAGUGCAAAUCAUCUCUAAAGAAACGACGAAAUUAGUGAUCCGCUUGCACAAAAAACCUAAUAACGAUAACGAUCGGACUAGUAGUAAGAAUGGUAACAGUGCGGUUGUGCAAGUGAACGUUACCCCUGAUAAACAAAGUGCGACGUCGGAUCCGGUUAAAGUGGUACCAAUUAAAUUAAAGUUAGCGCGGUGUCAAGAAGGUUCCGGGUACGUAAUGAAAACGGCUCCGGGUACAAUGUCUGCAGCGGGGGCUACAACGACGGCAGCCCCUACAACCGCUACACCUCCUACACCACCUUCUUCGACCAUCACAUCCGAGGGCGAAAAUGGCAAAGCCGAUCCUAUCGAGAUUGCCACGGCGAUAGUGGUACCAACGGGUCCGGUUCAGGACUCUCCCGUCGUAGCUAGCGGACUUUCCACGGCUCCGCUGCCACUAAACAAGGACUGUGAAGUUAGAUGAUAGCGUGUACAAUAGGUAGUAUCUUGUAAUUUGUAAUUAUUAUUAGGUAUUUAAGUUGACCAGUGAAGACGCGAACAGAUCCGAUUGUACAGAGAGGGUGAAAGCGCCUUUUAUGAUACUUCCUACAAAUUAACAAGAAAAUCUCAAUGAAUGGAAUUGAAUUUAAAUUAAAAAAUUUAACUUUUAAAUUAAAAUAAAGAAUUCAAUACGUAAAUGUUAUU